Messenger RNA from Penaeus monodon (black tiger shrimp), 1825 nucleotides. RefSeq lists its product as uncharacterized. The transcript has a single exon. Gene Ontology annotation, molecular function: chitin binding. The record is from RefSeq and is a predicted model, not a curated record. The coding region runs from base 1039 to 1659 and encodes 206 amino acids. Gene Ontology annotation, cellular component: extracellular region. NCBI's taxonomy places the organism in Eukaryota, Metazoa, Arthropoda, Malacostraca, Decapoda, Penaeidae.
GUGGACCGACGGCUGGUCGCGCUUCGGCGGCGCAGACCGACUCAUAGGAUUCAACAGAGAAAUACUUUUCCGACCAUAAUAGCUGGCAACGACGGUUACAUUGACGAGUUGCGAUUUGGACGAAAAGACUGGAGGUGUUUCGUCUGUGUGACCACAAUGGAUUCCCUCUUCGUAUUGAAUAUAUUUUCCAUUUUUAUAGUAUGACGGUGAUCAGUGCGGUGAAAUGUGACUUCAAUUGAUUUAAAAACAACCAAAUGUUGGUACAAAUUGAUAUUAUACUUUUGGCAGUGUUUGUUUAACUGGUUGUCAUUAGUGUCAAUGAUAAUAGUUUGUAGUAAGUAGCCAUUUCUGUAAAAUUCAACAAUAAUUUACAUAUUUAUUAUUGUCAAACAUUACAUCGCACUGCUUACUUUAAAUUAUUACUUAAUACUGGGAGGGAUAGUUUCAUGUUUUUCUUAUACAUUUACUUUUCGGAACAGAAGGUAAGACGAAAGACAUAUUCGAUGAAACCUUAAGUAGAUAAGUAUUUCUAGUAGUCGUUUCUAACACGGUAAUAUAUAUUAAUGACACUAGAUGUGUAGAAUCAUUUCCAGUUUAUUCUAAAAAGGUGAUGACUCGUCACGAUGGAAGGCACUUGGUGGCACUGGACAGCAGACGCUGACAGAAGGACGCGACUCGUUUCUUUGGUCUUGAACUAAGAACGACAACGGAGACUUUGGAUUUCUUUUUUCGAGACUGAAACAAGUUUUUUUUAUGCUUUAGCGUGUUAUUUGGCGUCUUUUAGUGUACGAUAGAACCUAUUCUGCAUCCUUCUAUCAUAACGAAAUGCAUGUUUUUUGCGCUAUUGAUGGAGAUACAAAGUAAUCUUAUAUUAAAUGUGUUAGUCACAUAUAUAAGUUAUCUUUUCAUCUGCAAAACUUCCGGAGAACUCCUGAGUAAAGGCUAGGAUGGGAAAUGAAGGUCAUUGAAAACAACUCUUAAGACCGAGACUGAAUGCAACAAACGAUUUAUAAUGAGGUAAGGUCUUCAUCAUGAGGGAUGCUGCACAUAACACUGAUAACACUCCUAUCGCUUUCCCUUACCAGGAACUUAUUACAUAUCCUUCUGGUGGUGGCGGUCACCAUGGCAGAGAAGCUACCGUGGAAUGGAAUUAGUGACACUCCAACACCUCCGUCAUCCCCGUCAGUGGGCACACAGGAAAGGGCGUCAUCAUACUCUUCAUACAUCGCCGAAGGUGCGGGGAUGUAUGGCCAGACCACCACGCAAACACCAUUUGUCAGCAGUUUCUAUGGUGUCCCUGUCGCCGCUCCUUCGACAACGACCCCCAGGCCAGUCACAUUUUCCAUGUCAUAUGGCCCAGCACCUACCACCAUGGUCCCAGCAACACCUCCAGAAUCCCUUCCUUACCCCUCCUACACGAGCAUCCCUCCUGACCUUGGCUUCACGUGCACAGGACGGCUGGAUGGGUAUUACGCCGACCCAGAGGCGCAAUGUCAGGUGUGGCACUGGUGCGUGCCAGGAGGAUACAUGUACUCCUUCCUGUGUCCAGUCCAGACGCUCUUCAACCAGGCCACAAGAACGUGUGACUGGUGGUACAAUGUGGACUGUCAGGCUGCGAUGUCAUUGUAUGGAAAUAAUGCUGAGCUUUAUAAAGUUUAAACUGGGGGUGUGGAGAAGUAUCUGUAUACAGCAGUUAAUAUUCUGUGAUAAUAGAGAACUAUCAGAGGAGUGCAAAUGAUGAUGGGUUGUUUACCAGUUUGGAUAUGCCCAACAUUUAGGUUUUUAGUACUACUAGUUAUUUACAGUUGACAUAUAUACUGUUGUC